AUGCCUGUGAUCGCUGCUCCCAGCCCUGGCCGGUCCCAAGGCCAAGCUCCUCUACCUGGGGCUGGUGCCCGGCAGCAAGGCAGUCUUGAACGGGCGGAGGAGAGCCGGCCCCGCGGAGCUCGCCCUUCUCCCCGCCCGCAAGCAAAGCACCGGGUCACCGGAGCCAGCUCCCGGCCAGCCGCGUUGGGAGUGUGUCCCCCGCCCCUUCCUCCACCUCUUCCUCCCCCAAGCCCACGUGGCAGCUGGGCAGGGUGCUGCUGGCCCAGCCCGGCGGCACGACUCGGUUGGGGCAAGAUACCCUGUCUGCUUCUCCAAGUGAAUGCCAUGAGGAAGUAGUGGUAUAACAAAACCAUGAGUCCUCUUCAGCAGAAAAUCCAGCAUUGCAGGAAUCUGGCUGGGACGAAGCUCCCCCCUAUUUGUGAUUGCUGUUAUGACUGAACAUCGGACAUACGGAUUAGUAUGAAGGGCAGAACAUUUCCUCCAAGUGACACCAUGGCUACAAGAAGUGAUGGGCAUGUGCAGGAGCUGUUCCACGAGGAGGCACAACAGGUAUCUCAAACACAGACCAAGCCCUGGUGGAAGAUACAGCUGUUCGUCUGGGAGCCGGUGCUUUUUGGAACUUGGGAUGGUGUCUUUACUUCUUGUAUGAUCAACAUUUUCGGAGUAGUUCUUUUUCUGAGGACCGGCUGGCUAGUGGGAAACACCGGGAUAUUAAUGGGCAUGUUUUUGGUGUCCUUUGUUGUCUUGGUUGCCCUGGUAACAGUCUUGUCUGGAAUUGGAGUUUGUGAGCGAUGCAGCAUCGGAAGUGGAGGAGUCUAUUCCAUGAUUUCUACUGUCCUCGGUGGCCAAGUUGGAGGGACCAUUGGCCUCCUUUAUAUUUUUGGCCAGUGUGUUGCAGGUGCAAUGUAUGUGACCGGCUUUGCGGAGUCCAUCUCUGACUUACUGAAUCUCAGUAACAUUUGGGCAGUUCGAGGCAUUUCUCUGGCAGUCCUCCUUGGCCUACUUGGUAUUAACCUGGCUGGUGUUAAAUGGAUAAUCCGACUACAGCUGUUGCUGCUCUUUCUGCUUGCUGUUUCCACGCUGGACUUUGUCAUCGGAUCAUUCACACACCUGGAUCCAGAGCAUGGCUUUGUGGGAUACUCCGAAGAACUAAUGUUUAACAACACGCUGCCAGAAUACAGCCCAGGGGAGUCCUUCUUCACUGUUUUUGGAGUGUUUUUCCCAGCUGCUACAGGCGUCAUGGCUGGAUUCAAUAUGAGCGGAGAUCUCCAGAAGCCUGCUACCAACAUCCCAUUAGGGUCUUUGGCUGCUAUAGGCACCUCGUGGUUUCUGUAUAUGAUCUUUGUUUUUCUGCUGGGAGCCAUUUGUACCCGGGAGUCCCUCCGCUAUGACUUCAUGAUUGCAGAAAAGGUGUCCCUGGUGGGUUUCUUGUUUUUGCUGGGGUUGUAUAUCUCAUCCUUAGCUUCCUGCAUGGGCGGUCUGUAUGGAGCACCCCGAAUUCUGCAGUGCAUCGCCCAGGAAAAAGUGAUACCUAUCCUCGCAUUUCUUGGACAUGGGAAAGGACCUAAUAAGACACCAGUGGCUGCAAUUUGCUUAACGAGUCUCAUCACCAUGGCUUUUGUCUUCGUUGGGCAAGUGAACGUCCUUGCUCCCAUAGUCACCAUCAAUUUCAUGUUAACAUACAUUGUUGUGGAUUAUUCCUAUUUCUCAGUCUCCAUGAGUUACAGCCUUCAGCAGAAGUCCAGGAGAACCCAAAAGGAGACUUCGAGGUCCGCCCACUGUUCCCAGCCUUUAAUAUUUAACAAACCUUCCAGGUAUGGGUCAGAUGGAAUAGUCCAAAGCAGGACAGAUGGCACCUUGCUAGAAUUCACAAAAGAUAUGGACCAGCUCUUUAAACCUUUCAGUAAAGACCUGGGGACUCGGAAAGAAGACGAAGAGAAGGAUAAGGAUGUAAGCCAAAAGGUCAAGCCAAAAAAGAUAAAGAAACCAGCAAAACAAACACUGCAAGAUAGCUUUCUCCUGGAUCUUGAUCGUCGUGUUUCCCCUGCUCAUGACUGUGAUGCUAAAUCAUUGGAGCUGAGUGAGGAACGUCAACAGAGCUUUGCCAAGCAGAAUCAGCCGUGCGAAAGGAGUCCGCAUUUGUCGCCAGCUCGGGACCCCAAGCAAAAGCGUGGCGAUGAGCUCAUGGAAUAUGGAGACGAGCUUUUUAAUGAGAUGCAGGAUCCCCGCAAUCAGAAAGUGGAAGAUUCAAACGGAAAGCAACAAAAUCAAGAACUAGAAAUUCAGAGGAUGCCAGAGUCCUUCUACUCCAGACUUUGCAAUCGCUGGGUUUCCUUGGCUGGUGCUAUUGGAUCGCUUGUGAUAAUGUUCAUCAUUCAGUGGAUCUAUACCCUUGUUAAUUUGGCUGUAGCAAUUAUUCUAUAUUUCUAUAUUGGCCAAGUGAAUCCGGGUCUACCCCCUGGGGCAGCUGCUAACUUCAGUUUCUUCAAAUGGAUUAAGUUACUUUUGAGCAAUUUAUGCAGGAGAAGGCCAUCCCCAGAGGAGCGGAUUGUUGUGACACCGUCCUUUGCAACAGUUGGCAUGGAGACCACUCAGCUCACUGAAGAGAAUGCAGAUUUUGCCUCCCGGGACCGCUACCACCAUUCCUCGGUUAUCAGCAGAGCCGAGUUUGUGAAUCAGUUCCAGUAGAGGAGCAGGAAAAGAAAAAGAUCAAGGUGUACACGCCAGAAGUGAUCGGUGCCGCAGCGCCUGGUCUGUUACUUGAACGCUCUGAAAUGAUGCAAGCCAUUUUUUAACAUUUCCACAGUUUGGGGGUGUUCCCCCCCCAAAAAGUUUUCAAUCCUCCUUUCCAGUCCAAAUCUUGUCUAGUUAAGGGGGGAGAAAAAUAACAGUCCGUAGGGAAGUUCAUUUGUUUGCAGGGUGAAGAAUUCAGCUAACUAUUAAACUCUAAAUGCUAUCAGGCUAUUAGAUGCUUGAUGAAUGCAGUUUAAAGCUUGCCUUCAAUGAACGUGGAGGCAGGACGAUGGGUUGCUGAAUGAACGCAGUUCUCGGCCACUACGCUGAUUGAUGCCACCUGGGUCAAGUCUCUUUGCCUUGACUCUCUCUGCUCCAUUUUGCCUCCCUGUACAAUAUUAUUAAUCUACCUCACAGGUUUAAUUAACUGGUGCUUCCAAAAUAUUGAAGGCAUUCAGAUGAAAGGUCUAAAUCUGGCCAAGGCAAGAUUAUGAAAGUAGAAUCAAAUCUAUUCGUUUAAAUUGAUGAACAUAAUGCGACGAGCUCUUCCACAUCGUCACACUGUGAAAUAAUACCGUAUAAAUGCUACGUAGUUGUUUUCCAAUCUCACUUCAAUGACUGGAUCUUAAAACCAACAAUAAAUUGGGACCUUCCUGACAAUGUAAGCACGUUGCCCAGUUGGAAGUGUUCUGCUUAAAACAAUAAAUUUGAUUAAAAAAUCCUGGGAUGUA
Messenger RNA from Alligator sinensis (Chinese alligator), 3464 nucleotides. It is a transcript of the gene SLC12A8, whose product is annotated as solute carrier family 12 member 8. The coding region runs from base 460 to 2688 and encodes 742 amino acids. NCBI's taxonomy places the organism in Eukaryota, Metazoa, Chordata, Crocodylia, Alligatoridae. Gene Ontology annotation, cellular component: membrane. Gene Ontology annotation, molecular function: potassium:chloride symporter activity. The record is from RefSeq and is a predicted model, not a curated record. The transcript has 15 exons. Gene Ontology annotation, biological process: cell volume homeostasis; chloride ion homeostasis; potassium ion homeostasis.